This is a messenger RNA of Impatiens glandulifera, 498 nucleotides long. RefSeq names its product transcriptional regulator SUPERMAN-like. The record is from RefSeq and is a predicted model, not a curated record. The transcript has a single exon. The coding region runs from base 1 to 498 and encodes 165 amino acids. NCBI's taxonomy places the organism in Eukaryota, Viridiplantae, Streptophyta, Magnoliopsida, Ericales, Balsaminaceae.
AUGAGUAUUGGUUUCUCAUGGCCACCAAGAGCAUACAGUUGUAGCUUUUGCAAAAGAGAGUUUCGAUCUGCUCAAGCAUUGGGAGGUCAUAUGAAUGUCCACAGAAGAGACAGAGCUAAGCUCAGACAUCAUCUCUCUCCUCCUCCCUCCUCUUCAACAUCAGAUCAAUUUCCUAAUUUCCUCAUCAACCUUAACAUAACCCCUACUAGUCCUAACCCUAACCCUAAUCAUCAUCAUCAUCAUCCCCCAAACCCUAAUAUUUACUGGACGCAUAAUACAGUCAAUUGUGGGGGGCCGGCGAAUUUGGAAAAGAUGAAGUCUUGUGCCACGACAACAAGAGUCCUUUUUCGCGAGGAUAAUAUUGAUGAGGUUUACAAUAAGAGGGGGAAAAUGAAAUUAGCUGGAUUGGAUUUGGAGAAUAUGGGUUCGGUUAGAGAUUCAAAGGAUGAACCAGCGUUGGAUUUGGAGCUUCGACUGGGAUACAAUGAUACUAACUAG